AUGUACCACAAGGCCAAGUGCCGGGCACGGCUGGUUACUCGCAUCACCGGUGGAGGGGAUAUUAUUCACGUGACCAGCAACCUGCAUACACACCCCACAAUGUACACCACGCAGAAAAUUGACACACGCGUGGAUGACCAGAAACUGUGCCUCGAGAGGAAUCCACUCUGCGUUAACACACGAUCGAUCAAAAUGUAGAGCCUGACUGGUUAGGAUUAGCAUGAUCUGCAAAUGAAAUAACACAUUGGUGAACAGUUUUAUGAGUUAUGCAUGAGUAUCACUGCCAAAAGCUAGUUUUGAACCUAAUGUGCCAGCCUCAAUUACAUAUCCAAACCAAAGGAUAUUUUUCUCGAACGAAUUUUAGUAUUAAAAUGUAUUAAAAAAAUA
Molecule: messenger RNA, 387 nt
Organism: Drosophila yakuba
Lineage: Eukaryota; Metazoa; Arthropoda; Insecta; Diptera; Drosophilidae
Exons: 1
Coding region: 1-198 (65 amino acids)
Source: RefSeq, a predicted model, not a curated record